This is a messenger RNA of Oncorhynchus nerka (sockeye salmon), 2522 nucleotides long. Its product is annotated as regulation of nuclear pre-mRNA domain-containing protein 1B-like. Gene Ontology annotation, biological process: mRNA 3'-end processing. The record is from RefSeq and is a predicted model, not a curated record. The transcript has 7 exons. Gene Ontology annotation, molecular function: RNA polymerase II complex binding. Lineage: Eukaryota; Metazoa; Chordata; Actinopteri; Salmoniformes; Salmonidae. The coding region runs from base 1 to 996 and encodes 331 amino acids.
AUGUCUUCUUUUUCUGAGUCUGCGUUGGAGAAGAAGCUUUCGGAGCUCAGCAACUCUCAGCAAAGCGUACAGACGCUGUCUCUGUGGAUCAUUCAUCAUCGCAAACACUCGCCGCUCAUCGUCAAAGUAUGGCACAGAGAACUGAAGAAAGCAAAAAGCAGCAGGAAGUUGACUUUCCUGUAUCUUGCCAAUGACGUGAUUCAAAACAGCAAGAAGAAAGGUCCAGAGUUCGCCAAAGACUUUGAGACAGUCCUUGUUGACGCUUGCUCUCAUGUUGCAAGAGAGGCAGAUGAUGGCUGUAGAAGGCCCAUCGACAGGCUGCUCACUAUCUGGCAGGAGCGCAGCCUCUACAAGGCAGAGUUCAUCCAGCAGCUGAAGCUCGCUAUCGAAGACUCAAACAGCCCCCAACACCAACCCACAGAGGAGAAGAAGGCCCCUAAACGGACCUAUCAGAAGAUGAUCCAAGAGCCGGAGGAAGAGGAAGAAGAUGACUACAGGGGCAACAUGUCCCCACAGAAUUCAGACUUCUCAGGGCCACAGCUGACGGAGGAGCUGGUCAAAGCCCUGCAGGACCUGGAGAAUGCAGCCUCGGGUGAUGCUGCGGUGCGCCAGAAGAUUGCCUCUCUGCCACAGGAGGUGCAGGAUGUGUCCCUGCUGGAGAAGAUCACAGAUAAAGAGGCAGCUGAUAAACUGUCCAAGACAGUGGAUGAGGCCUGUCUACUGCUGGCUGAGUAUAACGGACGUCUGGCUGCUGAGCUGGAGGACAGGAGGCAGCUGGCGCGCAUGCUGACAGAGUACAUCGGUAGCCAGAAGGAAGCCCUCACAGAGAGGGAGAAGAAACUAGAAGAGUACAAACAGAAGCUGGCACGAGUCACGCAGGUGCGCAAGGAGCUCAAGUCUCACAUCCAGAGCCUGCCUGACCUCUCUCUGCUGCCCAAUGUGACGGGAGGCCUGGCCCCUCUACCCUCUGCUGGAGACCUGUUCUCCACCGACUGAGCUUCCUGCUCCCUGUCACACCCUGCCUCUCGCCAGGGCACACACUCCCUGUCGAACCCGCUCACUAGCUACUGAACCCUAGGGAGAGACUGAGAGGGACAUUGUAAGCUUGGGGACAUCCCUGGUGGGAGAGACGAUGGUUGUUGAAGAUUCCGUUCCACCAGCUUGGACAAAUCUCCUUUACAUUUUUAUUCUGAACGCCAGUCAAACACUAGCUAACUGAUUCUGUGUUGAAGAGAAAUGUUGAGUCAUUAGCCAAUCCCCAUUUUUGUGUUCAUAUGGUGAGAUGGUGGCUCGCACACGCACUAGAUCACGUGUCAAACUUAUUCCACGGAGGGUCAACUGUCUGUGGGUUUUCACUCCUCCCUUGUACUUGAUUGAUGAAAUAAGGUCACUAAUUAGUAAAGAAAUCCACUCACCUUGUUUCUGUGUCUUAGGGGAAAGUAAAAACCCUCCAUGGAAUGAGUUUGACACCCCUGCACUAGAUCGUUGUGACAGCUUUGUGAAGAGACACAUCACAUUUAUUUUAACGGCUUUAAGUUGGUUGCUUUUUAAUGUUGAUGAAAUUUCAGGUGAUUUUUGUUAGGGUGUAUGUAGGGAGGGGCCUGUUUUUCCAUGUAGGUUGUCAUUAUUUACCAUUCUCUGUAAUUCCAGUUCAACACACAACAAUAUCCUUACCUUCAGGUUUGUCAUACAUAGCACUGAGUGGCCAAUCAUCGGUCAAUAACAUUUCAUCCAUGUAGUGGUGUUUCUCAAUCCAUUGUGAAAUAGUUUAGCCCUCAGACAAGUGACUGAUUGAAGUUAUUUGAGCAAACUUGGGGCAGAUUGAGAUGCUCACUGUCUUUGCUGAGCUCUGCUGAUGUCAUCCUUUGUCACAGAUGAUUGUAUCACUUGGUACAAAUGUCAAACUAAGAGGCUUUUCAGGACUGGGCCCGGCCACUACUUAUUCAGCAUUAUUCAGACUUUUUUGAAGAAUAGCAGAAAGUUAACAUGGUUCGUUCUGUCACUAGUUUGGAUUAUGUGCACAGACCUGAGAGAUAAGUGUUUCCCCAUGUUGAAGAAUAGUAAUACGACAUCUGCCCAUGGAAAUGUUGCUUUACUACAGAUGGUAGACCUGUGUGGCAUGUAUUUCUCUCUGCCGAUGCUUUACUACAGAUGGUAGACCUGUGUGGCAUGUAUUUCUCUCUGCCGAUGCUUUACUGCAGCAGUAAUUUCACUGAUAAAAUAAUUCCAUGGAUAGAAAUAAAAUGGAACCAUUAGGAAAGAGCUGUGCUGACUGGUUUAUACUCUGAGUAAUGUGACAUUGAUACGCUGGACCUGUUCAUGUUUUGGGGUGGACGUUUGGAAUCUAUCGACUUUCACCAGCGUCUUCCGACAGGUGGCGUCACUCAUCCAUGAAGACGAUGGACUUUCACAGCGUUCACGAAAAGAAAAUAUAUAUCUAUACUGAACAACAAUAUAAAUACAACAUGUAAAGUGUUGGUCCCAUGUUUCAUGAGCUGAAAUAAAAGAUCCCAGAAAUUUUC